This is a messenger RNA of Dunckerocampus dactyliophorus (ringed pipefish), 2700 nucleotides long. Its product is annotated as gastrula zinc finger protein XlCGF8.2DB-like. Gene Ontology annotation, biological process: regulation of transcription by RNA polymerase II. Gene Ontology annotation, cellular component: nucleus. Gene Ontology annotation, molecular function: RNA polymerase II cis-regulatory region sequence-specific DNA binding; DNA-binding transcription factor activity, RNA polymerase II-specific. The record is from RefSeq and is a predicted model, not a curated record. The coding region runs from base 860 to 1933 and encodes 357 amino acids. The transcript has 3 exons. Lineage: Eukaryota; Metazoa; Chordata; Actinopteri; Syngnathiformes; Syngnathidae.
CUACAAACUAUGCGCACGCGCACAGCGGCAGCCAUCUUGGAAAUAUGUUCCAUUUUCGGGUUGCCUUCAAGAAUGCACAAUGGACGCGAUGGAUAAUUGUUAAAAAAAAAAUACUUAAUGUAAAGGACACAUAUUAAGCGACAGCGAGUUUUCAUCAUGCCAGGAUAAAGUUUGAUAAAGUACGAGGAGGAGGAGAAGAGGAGAACGAGCGACAACGUCAACUACGGGACGUUGUUUUCAAGAAACCUCAAGUUGUGUUACACGGAGCAGACGUCAGUGAAGACUAUCUUCCCCCUGAGCAGCAAGAGUGGAACUCCAGGAUGGAGCAGGAGGAGCCACAGCCCCCCCACAUUAAAGAAGAAGAAGAGGAGCCACAGCACCCCCACAUUAAAGAGGAAGAGGAGGAGGGAGAGCAUCGUGAAGGACUGGAGGAGUUCCCAGUGAUUGUUGUCACUGUGAAGAGUGAAGAUGACGAAGGUGAAAGUGAGGAGGAGAGAGAGGUGGAGCCUCCAAGCAGCAGCUCAACUCAACACAUGACAACAGAAGCUGAUGGAGACCACUGUGGAGGAUCACAAGCACACAACCUCUUAGCUCCACUAUCAGAUAGUGACGACACAUUGUCACACUCUCCUGACACUGAUGAUGAAGACUCUGAAGCUGAUAUGACAUGUCACACUGACAACACACGCUGGAAAUGCUCUCAAUGUGACAAAACUUUUGUUCACAAGAGAAAUCUGAUAAGACACAUGAGACACAACGGAGAGAAACCGUUUGCCUGCUCAGUUUGUGGCGAAAGAUUCUCUCAGCGGUUACAUUUGAAAGAACACAGAGGAAUACACACUGGAGAGAAACCAUUUCCAUGCUUGACGCUGGUGAAGACCAUCCUCCCCCUGAGCAGGCGGAGUGGAACUCAGAGAUGGAGCAGGAGGAGCCACAGCCCUUCCACAUUACGGCGUUGGUGGAGGAGCCAGAGCCCCCCCACAUUAAAGAGGAAGAGGAGGAUCACAGCAUCAGUCAGGAAGGAGAGCAUCUUGAAGUACUGGAGGAGUUCCCAGUGAUUGGUGUCACUGUGAAGAGUGAAGAUGAUGAAGGUGAAAGUGAGGAGGAGAGAGAGGUGGAGCCUCCAAGCAGCAGCUCAACUCAACACAUGACAACAGAAGCUGAUGGAGACCACUGUGGAGGAUCACAAGCACACAACCUCUUAGCUCCACUAUCAGAUAGUGACGACACAACGUCACACUCUCCUGACACUGAUGAUGAAGACUCUGAAGCUGAUAUGACAUGUCACACUGACAACACACGCUGGAAAUGUGACAACAUUUUUGAUAACCAGGGAAAUCUGAAAAAACACAUGCAAAAUCACGCAGGAGAGAAACCUUUUGCCUGCUCAGUUUGUAGUAAAAGAUUCUCUCAAAUAGAGAAUUUAAAUAGACACACGACAAUACAUACUAUACACACUGGAGUGAAACCUUUUGCCUGCUCAAUUUGUGGUAAAGGAUUCUCUCAGCAGUCAAAUUUGAAAGAACAUGCAAGAAAACACACUGGAAAAAAACAUUUUCCUUGCUUGGUGUGUGGUAAAAAAUUCAUUUAUAAAAGUAAGUUAAAAACACACACAAGAAUACACACUGGAGAGAAACCUUUUUCUUGCACAGUGUGUGGAAAAUGUUUCUCCCAAAAAGCUAAUUUACAUACACACACAAGAGUACACACUGGAGAGAAACCUUUUCCUUGCACAAUGUGCGGUAAAAGAUUCUCUCAAAAAGAUGUUUUAAUUAGACACACAAGAAUACACACUGGAGAGAAGCCUUUUUGCUGUACAGUUUGUGGUAAAAGUUUCUCUCGGAAGAUAACUUUGAUGGUACACAAGAGAACACACGCUAGAGAAAGAAAUGUUGAGUGUGUGAGCAGUGUUUCACAAAUAAAACAAACUUGAUUGAACACAUAAGAAUCCACACUUGGGAGAAACUUGAAAGCUUGAUUUAAAGGACGCACCCAGCUGGAUUUCAAACGACACGAUAAUGCCUUAAUAGUCACACUAGACACAGAAUGAGCCAGAAUGCCGUCGGAAUGAAAAUUCGUGGUUUAUUUGAAGUGCAUUCCACAAAUUCCCUUUCUUUUUGCCGGCCCGAAUCUUUUUAGCAUGGUAAAAACUUUAGCGUUGGAUUCGAAGUGGAAAAAUAUCGAACGGCAUUCUCAAGCUAUUCUAACUGCACUCUUGACUGCAUUCAAAAUAAUCCCAUCCAAAUGUAGACAAUCUCAUUGCAUUUGGGAAAAAAAACGCAGCCAGCUGUUGCUGAAACGUCACUAUUUCAAGUCGCCUUACUCACAUCACUUCUCGCCAAGGGAAACAAAGCAAAAUAACUCCACCAGCAGCCGCCACCGUGGACAGCGCAGAGGUGCUGAAAUACGGUGUUGAAACACGCUGCUGAAUAGACGUGCUAUUAAAUGUUUUGUGUCCAUUAUUCCAUUUGAUUAUAUGCCCAAGGCUUAGAGACCUCCUGUUUUCAGAACAAGUCCUUCAGAUGCUCAAAAGGACGUCUGGGCAUUUUAGGAUAGCUUUAGCCUCUCAUUUGAGGCUACCGCUCGCCUGGCAUAUGCACAUUGUGUAUAGCAACAGCUUUUCCUGUCGAAAUUAAACAUUUUCUCUCAAAGGCGUCCAUUCAAGUUGUAUUGACUUGUCUCCUUGCAUGCAACGUUUUA